Dibothriocephalus latus is the source of this 567-nucleotide messenger RNA. The record is from the annotation of a GenBank genome assembly. Lineage: Eukaryota; Metazoa; Platyhelminthes; Cestoda; Diphyllobothriidea; Diphyllobothriidae.
AUGUAUCUUUCCCCACAGAUAAGCGAAGUGCGCGAUGUGAUCACUGGCUUGCGCUUUUCCCCAAAUGACAAUGUGGAUGCUGGUAUUCGGAAAGUGAUGGACAGUUACCAUGACGAAUCCGCCUUGGCACUUCCCUCCCUGGAACCCUUCAUGCCGCUUAUAGGUAAAUUCUAUGGCGAGAGUGGUGUAGGUGUUUCUGGGACCAUGGAGCAGCUCAUCGACAUGAUCAAAGCGGCCCUGGUAGCUGAAUCCAAGGGAAGUCCAACCGCACAGUGGCUUGAGGAACAGCUAAAAAGCUUUGAAGAGCGUUCACCCACAUCACUUAAAGUUAUUUUGAAACAACAACAACUUGGGCGAAAGCUCUCCCUCAUCGAUGUCUUCAAGAUGGAGUAUCGACUGAGUCAGCGGUUCAGUGAGGGACAUGACUUCCCCGAGGGUGUAAGGGCGGCUCUGAUUGACAAGGACAAGUCGCCAAAAUGGAACCCCGCCACCCUCGCUGAGGUGACCGAAGACGCGCUGAAGUCGCUGUUUGAGCCAUUAUCAGCGGCAGACGAGUGGUCACCAUAG